Arachis stenosperma is the source of this 1725-nucleotide messenger RNA. RefSeq lists its product as uncharacterized. The coding region runs from base 288 to 1280 and encodes 330 amino acids. Lineage: Eukaryota; Viridiplantae; Streptophyta; Magnoliopsida; Fabales; Fabaceae. Gene Ontology annotation, cellular component: nucleus. Gene Ontology annotation, biological process: maturation of SSU-rRNA from tricistronic rRNA transcript (SSU-rRNA, 5.8S rRNA, LSU-rRNA). The record is from RefSeq and is a predicted model, not a curated record. The transcript is spliced from 6 exons.
CCCCAUCCCCAUCAGAUAACCCUAGCGCAGCCAAAGUCUCUAAGAAACCCCAUUACCCCAGCCCCUCCCAGCAGCGCCUCCCAGCCCUGCCGAACCAGCGCCUCCCAGACCCUCGCAGCAGCGCCGGACCACCCCCAGCAGCACCGAACCGGCGAACCCGGCUCCUCCCAACAACGCCAGAUCAGCCCCUCCCAGCAACGCCUGGCCAGCCGCUCCCAGCACCUCCCAGCGCCGAACACCAGAUAUGGAGCCUCCAAGUCAGGGAAGGGAGCUGGAGAUUGUAGUUCAUGUGUAGGUGUCAUGCUGGAACUUGCUACUGCUGCUGCCUACCUUCUUCUUCUCUGCUUCCUCAUCCAUCUCUGUCUUCCAACACCGCAAGAGUCGUCGCCGCCGGCAUUGUUGCUCUGUUUUCUAUCUCUCUUCCUGUGCUGCUAAUCGGUUCAACUCCUUCAACUCCUGCGUUUUCGCCCGCGUCGCUGCCACCAGCAUCUCUGUCACUCGCGUCUCUAUUCGCCUCUUGUUGCUGCCCUUUCUCGUCCCUUGCAGUUCACAGCCUUCCUUCCCUGUCUUGCAGUUGGUUGCUCUCGCUAGAGAAGAGCAGAGGCGGGUUUGAUCCUUUUGUGUGCAGGGUUCCAUCCAGAAAGAAGAGAAGAAGAAUGGAGGGUGCGAAACGGUUACAAGGAAACUCAUUAUCACUUUUCAGUGAAGGCAUUGGCUUUGUUUUGUUGCGUUGGUCCGCUCUUCGUGAUGCCGUCGAGAACCAGUGGGGUGGCCCUGACUCCCGCCUCAAGGCCGAUAACCUCGCCACCGAUAUCCUCUCCUGGUUCACUCAAUCCAGAGAACCGCUUUAUAUUGAUGACUUGGAGGACAAACUCUAUGAUGGGAUGAUUUCGCUCAAUGUAGUGGUUGAGGAUGGCAGCACUGAAGAGGUAGCUGAAAAUCUAAUGGUUAUGCACGAGGAAUGCUUAGAAGGAAACUUUGUGACCAUUGAGCGUUAUAGGCAGGCCAUUGUUAACCAAGCUGCACAUCCUCGUGCAGUGCCACAGAUUGUGAAUGAUGAGGAUGAGGAAGAUGAUGAUGUCCAAAGUGGUCAAAAUGGUGAAAGUAGUGCUAGGCAAGCCACUUCUUCAAACAUGGAUGUGGACAUUCCAAAAUCUGAGUCAAACAUGAGUUCAUCUAACAUGCGGAUUGAUGAUGAGCCUCUCAAAAAGGAUGCAGGUGAAGCAGAGGAUGGAUGGGUUGUAGUUUCAAAGAAAAAAAAUAAGGUUAGAAAAAAUUAGACGAAGAAUAGUUCAAAUUUUCCUUUAGGAUGGUGCAAUAUGAAUAGCUUGUGAAAAGAAGUGCACUUGCCAGAUAGCUAAAUAUUUUCUUUCUACCAUACUAUUUUGCUGUGGUGAUCAUUUAGCACAACUUGUUAGAUUCAAAAUUAGUUUUUUUCAUCAAGAAUUUUGGUCCAUCGUUAGAUCUUACAACUUUAACCAUGUUUGUAUCAUUUGAAUAAAAUUUUUAAACAAACUACUGAUUUUAAAUUUAUUUUUCAUGAAAAAUAAUCAAAUGAAUAUAUUUAAUAACGAGUCAAUUAAUCAAAGCAGAGGAGAUAGACAAUUAGGCAAGCAAUAUUUGGCUGUGAAUUCAUACAAAAAUAAAAGGGGGUGAUCUCGGUCUCGGAUCACAAAGAGUAUGGCCGUUUAAAUAAAAAAUCAAGACACCAAAAAAAAAAAAAAA